This is a messenger RNA of Vigna unguiculata (cowpea), 1519 nucleotides long. Its product is annotated as putative E3 ubiquitin-protein ligase ATL44 pseudogene. Lineage: Eukaryota; Viridiplantae; Streptophyta; Magnoliopsida; Fabales; Fabaceae. The record is from RefSeq and is a predicted model, not a curated record.
AAAGUCUUAUAAGAUAAUCAACUUCUCUCCAUUUUUUAUCUUGAUCAGGAAACUGAAAUCACAUAUCAUUAAUUUUAUGUUUAAUAUUAUGAUUGAGUUUAGGUUAACCACAAAAUUUUAAAGCCUUAUCUUUAGUACAACAUGCUAACAGAUAGAACAGUUUGAGAGACAAUCAAAUUAAUUCCAACCACUAAUUAGAAUCCUACACAAAAACUAAAAGCAAUCGAAGGACAUGCCAGAAAUAAAUAGACAGCACCACUUUUUGAGGAUAAAAGAGACAGAAAAGAUGAUGAUGAUGAUGAUGAUGAGCACAUUUUAUGAACGUUGUACAGAAUUAUGCACUUCAAUGUCUGAUAAGUCUGAUAUCAGAACCUCUAUGUUAAUGAACGAGGUGAUUAUAAUAACCUAGAGUUCAAUUCUUGGCUCUUCCAUAUAGAACAAAACGAGAGUUCAUAAUUUGACUUCUGAGAGAUACAAUCAUUCACGUAUCUUACUAGAGAAUGAGUCCAAGUGCACUAAAAUCCGCAACAAGCUUAAAAUUCAUAUCAUGAAACCAAGGAAAAUACGAGUUGCUUUUUUGGUGUGCUUUCAAACGCAUAAACAUAAAGGAAGACAGUGGAUUAUCAACUAAGCAAUAUUCCAUGUCCUUACCUUGCCCCACCAAUCUCUCCACCCUCUCUUUAAUUACCAUUCCACCACUCAUUUAUCUUACUGCACUCUUAUCUUCAGGAUAAAUAAUUAUGUUUAAGACAUUAUGCUACAAACUUUCAAACAUAUCUGUUGUUAAUAUCAACAAAUCUGUGAUAUAACCCAUAACUCAGAAGUCAUAUAUAAUCUACAUUAAUGUACAUAAAAAAUUGUCCAACAUCAUGGCUGAAACUGAGUCUGAGAGUCCCUUAGGUGCACCCAUUAUGAGCCCUAUCAGAACAGCAAAACCAUGCACCCCAUCAGAGCACAGUAUCAGUUUGAUGGUUAUUUUGGCAGCAAUAGUGUGUGCCUUGCUUUGUGCUCUUGGUCUGAACACAAUGUUGCUAUGUGUGUUCCAAUGUGCCAAUCGUGUUCUCACCGAACCCUUUCAAUGGAUUGCCUCUAGGAGACUCAAUUCUGGCCUGAAGAAGAGAGAAGUGGUGGCUCUGCCAACCUCAACCUACACUCAUUCUGGUGGCUCUCCGUGUAACUGUGCCAUUUGUUUAUCAGAGUUUUCCGAUGGGGACAGUAUAAGGUUUCUCCCAAACUGCAAUCACCGUUUUCAUGUUCAGUGCAUUGACAAGUGGCUGCUUUCUCACUCUUCUUGCCCUACUUGUAGGAACCUCCUCAAGUCUAGUCAUUCACUACACUCCUUGCAUGUUCUAGUAUCAUAGUUUCAUUUACUUUACAUGUGUUUUGGACCACUCUUAUUCCUAAGUUAGAAUCAUAUAAAUUGAGAGAGUUUUGUUUCUGCUACUACAAAAGAAAAUCAAGAUGAGUUAACAAGACUCACACAUCUUCUAUAGCAAACUUUUUCUUAAGGUGUAUUCUU